Molecule: messenger RNA, 7690 nt
Organism: Xyrauchen texanus (razorback sucker)
Lineage: Eukaryota; Metazoa; Chordata; Actinopteri; Cypriniformes; Catostomidae
Product: thyroid hormone receptor beta-like
Exons: 8
Coding region: 111-1637 (508 amino acids)
Biological process (GO): cell differentiation; negative regulation of transcription by RNA polymerase II; positive regulation of transcription by RNA polymerase II
Molecular function (GO): nuclear receptor activity; RNA polymerase II cis-regulatory region sequence-specific DNA binding; zinc ion binding
Source: RefSeq, a predicted model, not a curated record
AUGAUGUCACUCUGAUGUCUCAUUUUGUACCUCAGCAUAUUUUUUAACUUCAGCUUGAGCUGAUUUGUACACGUUUGAUUUGCGUGCUUGUGCCUCUGAAGCUUUUCGUAAUGAAUUACUGCAUGCCAGACAUGUACGACACGGCUCACGUUGUAAACGGGGGAUACACGGUCCCGCCUGGAGGCGAGUACUGCAUGUACGGUGGCGAGGGAUCUUGUUUUGCUCAGUGUGAGCCGCAACCGUUGCACCACCACCCUCCCAACAUGGAGCAGGCCUGGCCACCCACCCAGCCGUAUGGGUGCCCGUUCACAGGUGCUAACCCAAUGUUCAAGAACGAGUUAUGCAGUAUGGAGAUCCCUCUCAGUCACUACCACCAACCCGAAUACUACUGUGAUGGCCGGCCGGACUUCUCUCAGAUGCAGUGGAUGCAGGGCCUGCACAAGAAAGGGUACAUACCUAGUUACCUGGACAAGGAUGAGCUGUGUGUUGUGUGUGGGGACAAAGCAACUGGUUAUCAUUACCGCUGCAUUACCUGUGAGGGCUGCAAAGGUUUUUUCCGGCGCACAAUCCAGAAGAACUUAAACCCGACAUACGCGUGUAAGUAUGAGGGGAAGUGUGUCAUUGACAAAGUCACCCGAAACCAGUGCCAGGAAUGUCGCUUCAAGAAAUGCAUUGCUGUCGGCAUGGCAACAGACUUGGUGUUGGAUGACAGCAAGCGUCUGGCCAAGCGGAAGCUGAUCGAGGAGAACCGCGAGCGACGGAAGCGUGAGGAACUGCAGAAGACGGUGUGGGAUCGACCGGAGCCCACACAGGAGGAGUGGGAGCUGAUCCGCGUUGUCACAGAGGCGCACAUGGCCACGAACGCCCAGGGCAACCACUGGAAACAGAAGCGCAAAUUCUUGGUCGAGGAAGCAAUGCUACUUAAUGAAAUAACAUGUAAUUUAUUCUGUACUUCUGACCAGAGUGCAGUGGGGGUGAAGGAAGCCAAGCCAGAAGACAUCGGUUCAGCGCCCAUCGUCAACGCCCCAGAGGGAAGCAAAGUGGACAUAGAAGCCUUCAGUCAGUUUACAAAAAUUAUCACCCCCGCCAUCACACGUGUCGUGGAUUUUGCCAAAAAGCUGCCCAUGUUCUGUGAGCUGCCUUGUGAAGACCAGAUCAUCUUACUGAAGGGUUGCUGUAUGGAGAUCAUGUCUUUACGAGCGGCCGUACGUUAUGAUCCCGAAAGCGAGACCCUGACUCUAAACGGAGAGAUGGCUGUCACACGGGGCCAGCUCAAGAACGGGGGUCUGGGUGUGGUCUCAGAUGCCAUAUUUGAUCUGGGAGUCUCAUUAUCCUCCUUCAACCUGGAUGAUUCUGAGGUGGCGUUACUGCAAGCCGUCAUUCUCCUCUCAUCCGAUCGUCCAGGUUUAACGAGUGUGGAAAGGAUCGAGCGCUGUCAGGAAGAGUUCCUCUUGGCCUUUGAACAUUACAUCAACUACCGUAAGCACAAGGUGGUGCACUUCUGGCCCAAGCUGCUGAUGAAGGUGACGGACCUGCGCAUGAUUGGUGCCUGCCAUGCCAGCCGGUUCCUGCACAUGAAGGUGGAGUGUCCCACGGAGCUAUUUCCACCCCUUUUCCUGGAAGUGUUCGAAGACUGACGGCCACCCAGUGAGGCCAAGCUGCUCCAUCAACACCAACCUCCACAGAUCCAACCUCCUCUCGAACUCUGUCGCCCUGUUCCUGGUCACAUGACUCUGUUCUAUUACUACUGAGCGUCUUUUCAUUCCGUAGUUUUAGGAGUAGCUCUCUGGCCUCGUUUGAACGCAACCAUUCCUUUUACAAUGCGGGUACAUGUGAAUAGCGUUAUUCAACUUCUUUUUUGUUUUGCUUUCUUUUUUGUAAAAAUUAAUCUUUCGAUUUCUCUAGAAUAAUUUUUUUAUGUAAAACUGUUUCAUUUGUGAUCAUAGUCUUUGAUGCAGCUUCUAUGAGAUGUAUGAACUAUGCAUUCAAAGGGUUUCGUUUUGAGUAGAAAACGGUAUCACAUCAGGCCUUGGGGAAAUAGCGUCAAAUAGAAGCACACUACAAAGGAGGAAAGCAAUUCUCCUUUUUACUUCAACGUUCACUUCCCCUUAUCUGUGGGUCUAAAGGUAUUUUCAUUUGCCAAGGUUAUGAAAAUCAGGGGUGUAUGAACGAUUUGUGAACGAAAAGUGGAGGGCACCCAUUACAGGGUUCCCACAUUCAAGGAAAACUUGAAAAUAUUAGGAAAUAUCAAUUUAAAAGUUGUGAUUUCCAGUCCCAGACAUGUCAUGGAAAUUAAUACAAUUUUUAGUUCAACUCGAAAAUGUUUUUUUGGCGAGAAAUUGUUCUUUAUGAGUGCAAUAUCUAUAAAACUCUUUUUUAAAUUCUAAAAUCGUGUAGUUAAUUUUCCAGUAAUCAUGAAAGACUGGAAAAGUCUUCACUGGUGAAAAGGGGUGAGAACACAGAUAUUAAGGCCUAACUGCUGAUUGUUCCAAAACCUAGACAGCUGCCUACAUAUGCAUUUCUGUAUGGCAAAACAUCAGUUAUAAUGAUGGUUAUGCCUCUGAAUAAAACCAUAGUUCUUUUUCAGAUCUUCACAAAACUCCAGUUUGAGUUCCUGAGCACACAAACAGGCACUCCCAAGAAUAAACUAAAAGGGUUUUAUGACAUUGAAAGAUGGUCUUUAAAGACUUUAGCCCUUGAAGUGAAAGUUGGCAGAAAUACACACCAGGUGCCAAAAACGUCCUUACAAAAAUCUUACCGUCUAAACUUGUGUUGGGCUGCUCGGAGGAAUUUGAGGUCAUGAAUUUGAAUCCUGCCCUGCUAGAACAACUGACCUACCUGGCUGAUUUAGAUGGAACUCUGUUUAGUUUCAUUUUUCUUCCUGUCUGUAGCUGUCAUGUGAUAGAUCCAAGGCGACGCUUCUGCUUGAACUUGUUGGUGCUAUGAGUUUGCCGAUUUAUACCUCUGUCAGUGCUCUCAUUAACCUCAGAAUUGAACAAAACACACAAACUCUCAUUCACACACACACAAAUACACAACACUUAGCUCAGUGGUCACCCCUGCAUUCUGUGAUGGAUGUGUCCAUGAUGCUGUUUCAACUGUUCUCAUUUCUGUUUUUCUUGUAGAGUUUUUAAUCUUUCAUCCUCGUGUGCUGCAAAAGAGUUUGAAUCUCACAUACCUCUACUGAUUAUCAGGAAGCAACAGAACUGGUUAUUUUCUUUUUGUUGAAAGAUAACAUUAAUUCAAACUCGCACCUGGCAGCACAAUGAAUCAGUGUUUUUUGUAAGCAAUAGAAUUAUACAUGUGGUUUUACAUGUUUUGGAUUACACAUACAAGCACAUACAUGCCAACAUCGUGUUACUGCACAGACAAUCAAUGUGUGAGCAGAGAGAGGAAGAGAGACAUGUAGAGGGAGGGAAGGGUCAUAGCCAGGGUCCAAAAUUAACCUUUGCCAAGCACCAAAUGCAUUUAGCUGGUGAAUAAAUCUUGGCAGUUGAUGAGAAACUUUAUUAGCAACUGGAAAAUUGUGUGGUUUAAGUCAAACUGAAGAUGCAUAUAAAAUCUCCAAAAUACGCUAACUUGAGGCGGAACAUUUUUCUAUUCAGUAAGAAGACAUGCACAUAAACUACAAUGGAAACACAUUUACCCAAUAUAUAGAACUGAUAUUGGAAUAUAGAUGAGCAUCUAACAUGUCAUGUGGCUUUGCUCCAACAAGCCAUUUGAAUACAUAAUUUGCUCAGCGAAUUCAUCAAUAUCAUCCCAUAACUGAAAUAUUGUUCUGGUUAUUCAGAAAAGCCAAAGUCUGUCAUCAAAAUUAUUGGCUACUAUUAUCUCCCAGAACAGUGUGACAUGCUUUCGCUUCCAGACAAAACGCAUAUGCCACUGAAUGCUAGCUAAAAUGAAUUUCAUCAAAGCAUUUAUUCUGCGGUCUAAACUCUAAGUCAAGUCAAGUCAAUUCAAUUUGAUCUGUAUAGCACAUUUCACAACACACAUUGUUUCAAAGCAGCUUUACAGAAGAUCAGCAUUAACAGACAAUACAACUGUAAUGUCUAUAAUGUUUAUGAAUCAUCAUUGUGUAGUUUGAUUAAAUACGAUUGUGAAUUGUGUUUAAAAAUAAAUAAUUAAAUAAUAAUUGUAUUAAUAACCCAGAUAGAUACGCAGCUGAAGGCGACUGUGGCAAGGAACACAAAACUCCAUAAGAUGUUGAUUAAUGGAGAAAAAUAACGUUGGCAGAAACCAGACUCACUGUGGGGGCCAGUUCCCCUCUGACUAACAUAAUGAAUAUUAUGUAAAUAUUACUUAUGUAUAGUUAAAGUCAUGGUUUAAAAUUAUUAAACUAAGUAAGUGUUAAGGGUCAGUGUUUAAACAUCGAUUUUGUUUGAACUGUAAGAUUAAUGACCAAUGUCUUUGAAGUCCAUCCUGGAUUAACUGCAGAAGUUCACAUAGAUGUAUUGUCCUUGUUAGUUGAAGGUUUUUGUUGACAAUUAAUUGAUAAUCUAUGUAUUCAGUUUCAAGAGUGUAGUCCAUCAUUAGACUGAGGUGAUGCAGGCAGAGAUCAGUGAGGUGCAUCGCAGUUCAACCGGCUGGUAAUUUCGGUGAGUUCUAUCCUAAGUCCAAGGUUCAGGCAAUGGGAUAUGAAGUAUCCCAUGUCUUAUGGAGUUGGCAUCAGUUCGUACCCUGAAGUCCAUCAUAAUAGACUGAAGUUUAGUGCAUUUAGUUGUCAUCAUUCAGAGACACAUAGCAAUGGAGUCUGACACCAAGCUGGAACAGAGUUGGAUCUAUCCUGCUCUGCUAACAGGGAAACAAAUAGAAUAAUAUUAGCGUAGAUGACAUUCAAUUAUAUGCAGAAUUAUAGAUCAUGAUCACUGUUUCUGGUUCUGACAGACCUACUGUAACUAAAGCAGCCUAAUUGUGAGUUGAUGGAUAGAUUAUGUUAUUAAAAACAACAUUUUAAAAUGAAUACCGAAUUUAACAGGUAGCCAAUGUAAUGAUGAUAAAAUGGGGAUGAUAAAAUUAUUGAACUUGCUGGACAUCCUCCCAGUAAUGCAUUACAAUAAUCUAGUCUUGAGGUCAUGAACGCAUGAAUUCAUUUUUCGGCAUCAGCAACAGAGAGCAUGUGCCUUAAUUUAGCAAUAUUUCUUAGGUGGAAGAAUGCUGUUCUACAAACAUUGGUAAUUUCAUUUUCAAAGGACAGAUUGGUAUCAAAUAUAACACCUAAGUUCUUCACUGUUGAAGAUGAUGUAACAGUACAUCCAUCUAGAGUCAAAUUAUAUUUUAGUGGCUUGUAUUUAAGAGGUUCUUGGUCCAGUAAUUAGUACCUCUGUUUUGUUGGAAUUGAGUAAUUCAGUACAUUUCAUAAAAGAGCCACAGUGGCUUAAACUUCUAUUUUCAUUUCUCUUUUCAUUUUUUUCAAGUUUUUCCAGAAGUGACGAUUUUAAACAUAAAUUAUAUUCGUAACUUGACUGUGACUACUAAAGCAUGUUACAUGAGCGAAUCAAAUUAAAGACCUAAACAGAUUCUAUGCAAACGCAAAUGUGAAUUCUUGGCCAACACAUUAGUUACAGUUAGUAACCUUUUCUGUGUGAAGUUAUAGCCAAUUUUACAACUUUGUUACCAUGACGAUGUAAUGUCAACAAACCCUAAAAUGACUGUAAAAACUGAGAUUUAAACAACUUUACAGCUCAAAUAAUGCACACGUUUUAACAGAAUGAUUUAUGUAAGUGCUUUUAUAAAACAAAAAAUAAGCUUAACUUUUUCUGUUGAAACCCUACAAAAAUUGGCCACGUUCAUUUUCAUUGUCCCCGUUCACUUCACUUGUCAGUGCCUCACCGUAACAUAAAUUUAUGUAACAAGAAAAGAGUCUAUAUUCAUUUUUGUGGUCAUCAACAUUAUGCCACAAAUGAUUUCAAUUGAGCUUAACUUGUAUUGAACUCAGAACAUUCAUUUAAACAUUCACUCCACUAUGAUAGUUGCUGACCUAAAAGAGACAACUGACCAUAGACAAAGAUUAUGCGCCAAUGCCUGCUAUAAAAAAACCUUGUUGUUACGCUUAAAAUGCAACUUGCAUUGUGUUAUGAAUUACAAAAUGAGACAUUUCCACGUAAACACUUGAAAUCAAUCUUGCAUAGUUAGAAGCAUCUGCAUUCACGUUCUUGCAUAGAAUAUGUUUCAGGCCAGAUACACAAACAGUCUUUUAACGAUCUAUCAUCGUAAUUUUGUAACAAUUUAAUACUAAAUAAUAUGCAAGACUAAAACAGCAUAAUAAUUUAAAGGUGAAUGUCGCUUUGGACUGACAACUAGUGGCGUGGAUAAAGCAUCAUUCAAAAUCAAUAGUUUCCAGUUACAGUCGCAUUAUAGAAAUGCACAACUCUCACUUAGCCAUCAUUUCUUAAACCAUUUCAAUAAAGUGUCCAGUAACAGAGCAUUUAAUUGGAUGACGCUAGCAGUAUUGCUCUGGUAGAAGAGAGGAGAAUAAAACAGCUUUUAUAAGGUUACUGAUAUGACUGGAGUCUUCAUUUUAAUGUGAGUGCUCAUGAUUUAUAAAUUUGUUUCAAAGUUACUAUUUAUUUCUUUAGCAGUAAAACGUUUUUAAAGAGGAAAAAAUGACUGAGUGCACCUUUAAUUGACAUGCAAAAUACAGUUUCAUUGUUUGUAAGAAUUUUUACUGGCCCGUAAGAUUUCUUAAAAGGUAAAAAGUUAGUUGUGGACCCUGGCCACAGUUUUCCACUCUAGUCAGAUAAACACAUGCUUGCACAAUAUGCAGGACUCAAUACUGUUUCCUCUCCGACAGCACGGGAUAAGACAAAACACAAACACGCACUACAGAAUAAAGAUAUAUAUAGGAAAUAGGCUGUAUUUUUUCAGACUGAAGAUAUUUUUUACAGAUGUUAUAUGCACAAUAUGAACAUUUUACAGUUUGACAAACACCACAAGGAAACAAAAGACAAAACAAGUUACAGCUGUUUUUAACAAUCCUGGUUCAGUGGUAAUCUCUCUCCAGUGUGUUUCAUUAUUCCAAAUUCACUGUUCAUAUUAAUGAAAACAAAUAAAUAUUAUGUUAUCUACUAAUACUAAUAAUUUAAAAGACAAAAUCCAGCACUUAAAACAAAUGUUAGGUUAAAGGGAAAGAGAUUCUCAGUGGUCGUCAGCAUAAAUAUAAAGCCCAUAAUUUCUGAGAUGGCCAUAUCUUAUCAGGUUAAACUGAAAGAAAGAAAUUUCUAGAAACGAUCACAUCAAUAAUUCUGUUUUAUGUGUCUUACUGUUAGUAAACAAUGAGGUUAAUCACAUCCCCAGUAUGCUGUUGGCAUUAGUGAGUGAAUGUGAGUCAGAUAUCUAAAGUUACUUACAAAUGUAUUUCUCUUUAUUUUUUUCUUGUUUUCAUUUCUUUUUUUACCAAAAUGAAUGUGUUGCACAAGCCUGCUGUGUGACAGCGAAGUCUUGAAUUGAACUCUUUAGAUGAUGAUGUAAUCUGAGUGCCCUGGAAGAGAUGUUGCACUAAAAUAAAAUAAUCUCAGUUUUGGCAAAAGAUGAUGAUGGUGAAGAUAUGAAUAUUGCUCCUAAAGUGAACUGAGUGAAAGGAGAAUAAAGAUGGUUUUGAGAAACCCCUGAAAUGUAUGUUGUUAUGUGUAUAAUAAAUUGUCAGUCCACCAGGAUUCAAUUCUGAUAUAGGCUAUAUAUAUAUAUAUAUAUA